AUGGAGCAACCGAAUGGAUUCCGAAAGAAGGGAAAAGAAGACUAUGUUUUCAAAUUGGUAAAGUCUCUUUAUGGUUUGAAACAAGCACCUCGCCAAUUGUAUCAAAAGUUGAACUCGGUGAUGAUUGAACAUGGGUACAAGAUGACCAAGGCCGAUCAUUGUGUGUUUUUAUGGAAUUUCUCCAAAGGUGAUUUCAUUAUUAUAUUGCUUUAUGUGUAUCAUAUGCUAAUUGUUGGAAAUGAUGUUCUAAGAAUUAAAGAGUUGAAUAACACUUUGAGUGAAUCUUUUGCUAUGAAGGAUUUAGGAGAGGCUAGAAAAAUUCUUGAUUCCAAGUCGAUGGAGCUUAAGAAGAUUCAAACUGAUGAUAAUGGUUCAGAUAUGUCGAUGAAGGUGUUUCUCAGGGAAAAAAAAAACAGUAGCAAAGAUAUAGCUGGAGAUGUUAGUGAAGAUAGAGAUUUUGAUGAGAAUGAAGAUGUAAAUGUUGUUGUGAGUCAAAAAAGUGUUAGUAAAUAUUUCACUGAAGAUAUAAUUGAAUUGGGUAAUAACAGUGAAGAUGGGAAUGCAAAAGUUAGUCACAAUGUUAAUGAAGAUGUCAAUAACAAUGAAGAUGUUGUUGAGGAAGUUGAUGAGAUUAUAAGUGAAGAUGUGAAUGAUGAUGCUAAUGAAAUUUCCAGUGAUGACAAUCUUAAUGAAACUUUUACUAUAAGAAAAUCCCCUAGAAAAAAAUAA
Lathyrus oleraceus (garden pea) is the source of this 729-nucleotide messenger RNA. RefSeq lists its product as uncharacterized. Bases 1 to 729 code for a protein of 242 amino acids. NCBI's taxonomy places the organism in Eukaryota, Viridiplantae, Streptophyta, Magnoliopsida, Fabales, Fabaceae. The record is from RefSeq and is a predicted model, not a curated record. The transcript has 4 exons.